This is a messenger RNA of Arachis stenosperma, 5845 nucleotides long. RefSeq lists its product as uncharacterized. NCBI's taxonomy places the organism in Eukaryota, Viridiplantae, Streptophyta, Magnoliopsida, Fabales, Fabaceae. The transcript has 4 exons. The coding region runs from base 517 to 5292 and encodes 1591 amino acids. Gene Ontology annotation, cellular component: nucleus. Gene Ontology annotation, molecular function: chromatin binding. The record is from RefSeq and is a predicted model, not a curated record.
CCGUUUCGCGUUUGCCAAGCGCAUCGAACUCUUUUUCCUCUUUAUUAUUUUUUAUUUUUACUCUCUCUAUCUUCCCUUUCUCUCUCAUCGUCGCGUCUUGUUCGCACAAAAUCUCUGGAUUUCUCUUCCAUUCCCAGCGAUCGAUCUCGAUUACUCGAAGAACCCUUCCUUUUCCCUUUCCUUCGCCGAUUUUUCCGAUUACAAAAAAUUGCCACCUAAGCCCUAAAAAGAAAAAGGAAACACCACACUUACGCCUCUUUCUCUCUAUCGAUCGGCUAGGUUUUCUUUUCCCCCUUUGUUCGAUUGGAUUGUAUUGUACAGCAGUAGCAGGAAGAAGCAGAGAUCUGAGGGGCUUGAUCUAGGGUUUUUCUAUUUUGUCGUUGGUCUCUCUUUAGCAGUCCAUGCCGAUUGUUCGAAUCUAGGGUUUUCAUUUUUUGCUGCUGUGGGGAAAUUCGACCUCGAAUUAAUGUUUCUUUUCAGGGAGAAUUGUGGGAUCAAUGAAGAUGGAGGAGUAUUAUGCAUGGGUCCGGUCCUGAGGAGUGGAAACACAGCCGGCACAUGUGGCCUGUACCUUCCAACGCCACCGCUGUAGCCCCCGAUUCUUCACCGUCUGAAUAUAUAUGCAAAGAUGGACGCAAGAUUCGUGUUGGUGAUUGUGCACUUUUCAAGCCACCCCAGGAUUCCCCACCUUUUAUUGGAAUAAUUCGCAAGUUAAUAGUUAAUAAAGAAGAAAGUCCAACUUUAGAAGUGAAUUGGCUUUAUCGACAUGCUGAUGUGAAUCUUGCCAAGGGCAUAUUGGAAGCUGCCCCAAACGAAGUCUUCUACUCCUAUCACAAGGAUGAAAUAUCUGCUGCAUCAUUACUCCAUCCGUGUAAAGUCGCGUUCCUUCGUAAAGGUGUUGAACUUCCUUCAGGGAUAUCUGCUUUUGUCUGCAGGCGAGUGUAUGACAUUGAGAACAACUGUUUAUGGUGGCUAACUGAUAAAGAUUACAUUAAUGCUGUUCAGGAAGAAGUUGACCAGUUAUUAGAUAAGACAAAAUUAGAAAUGCAUGGGGCAGUGCAGUCAGGAGGCCGUUCGCCAAAAGCUUUGAAUGGUCCGACGACAACACAAUCAUUGAAAUCUGGUUCUGAUAGUGUUCAAAAUAAUUCUUCCCUUGGUGCACAGGUUAAGGGAAAAAAGAGAGAAAGGGGUGAGCAGGGAUCUGAUCCAUACAAAAGAGAGCGGUUAUUUAAAGCAGAUGAUGGGGAUUCUGUACAGGGUAGACCUGAGAGCAUGUUGAAGUCUGAGAUUGCUAAAAUUACUGACAAAGGUGGGCUUGUAGACUUUGAAGGAGUUGAAAGACUUGUACAGCUCAUGCAACCAGACAAUGGUGAUAAAAGAAUAGAUUUGGCUGGGCGAAUUAUGCUUGUUGAUGUUAUAGCAGCUACAGACCGUUAUGACUGUCUUGGUUGGUUUGUACAGCUUAGGGGUUUGCCUGUGUUGGACGAAUGGCUCCAGGAGGUCCACAAAGGGAAAAUUAGUGACAGUAGUAACCAUAAAGAAAGUGACAAAUCUGUGGAGGAAUUUUUGUUAGCGUUGCUUCGUGCAUUGGAUAAGCUUCCUGUUAACCUUCAUGCAUUGCAAACAUGCAAUGUUGGGAAAUCUGUCAAUCAUUUACGCACACACAAAAAUUCUGAAAUUCAGAGGAAAGCUAGGGGUUUAGUAGACACGUGGAAGAAACGUGUUGAGGUUGAAAUGAAUAUGACUGAUUCAAAAUCUGGUUCUACCCGUCCUGUGUCAUGGCAAGUAAAGCCAGCAGCUUCUGAGGUCUCUCAUGUUGGAAAUAAGAAAACUGGAGGACCGGAGAAUGCUACAAAGGGAUCUGCAAUUCAACCUUCGGUAUCUAAACCUUUGUUGGCUAAGCAUGCUUCUGUGGAGGCCCUGUCCAAGUCCUCUUCAGCUCCUGGUUCAAUUAAAUCGAUGACUACUUCAGUAAGCAGUACCUCUAAAGAUCAAAAUGUUAAGGUGGUAGUUGGCGCUGCAGCAUCAGAUCAACCGUUGACACCUAUCAAGGAGGAAAGGAGCAGCAGUUCUAGUCAAUCUCAGAACAACAGCUUUUCUUGUUCUAGUGAACAUGCAAAAACUGGUGGGUCUUGCCGGGAAGAUUCAAGGAGCUCCACUGCAGUGUCAAUGAGUGUGAGCAAAAUGCCCGGUGGUGCAUCUCGAACCCGGAAGUCCAGCAAUGGUAUACAUGGUGCUGGUGUCGCUCUUGCUCAGAAGGAGCCCACUUCUGCAAAAAGUUCCACUAGAAAUUCCCCUUCUGAAAAAGUUUCACCAACUCGAGUAUCCCAUGAAAAGUCUCCUGAUCAGCCAACCGAUCAAGGGAGUAAUAAUCAGCGUCUGAUCCUUAGGCUGCCAAAUACUGUUCGCAGUCCUUCACGAGGUGCUAAUGGUAGCUCUUCUGAAGAACCUGCUAUUCCUUGUGGGAAAGCUUCUCCUCCUUCUGACAAGAAUGAGUCUCAGGAUAGAAAAGUGAAGGCUAAGAAUGAUGGUUUGCAUACCAUUGCUUCAUCAAAUGUGAUAACUGAGGCAUGUGCUACAAGUUGUGAGGAUCGUAACGGUUCUCCUUUGGGUGAUGAACGGGGAAGGGUUAAUGAAGAUGGUGAUAAAGUAGCAGAAACAUCAAAACAAACUAAUUCCCCUUCAGGUUUUAUUUCCAGAUCUGGGCAGACUUAUGAUGCAUCUUUAAGCCCUAUGAAUGCAUUAGUUGAAAGUUGUGUGAAAUUUUCUGAAGCAAGUGCCUCUGUUUCGCCUGGAGAUGAUGGGAUGAACUUACUUGCUACUGUUGCUGCAGGGGAAAUAUCCAGAUCUGAAAAUAUCUCACCUCCAGCUUCACCUGAGGGGAAGUCAUCUGCGGCAGAUGAAUCUAGUUCAGCCAAUGUUUCCAAGCUAAAACAUCCGGCUGAAACAGCUGCUCAUACUGUUGCACAAUCUGAUGCAGUAGCUUCAGGAGAGCCUCAGUUUAGUGCUGUUGAGUCAUUGCAAUUUAAAAAUGAUUCAGGGCACCCUGUGACAACAAUGUUGCGUGAUUCUUCUGUAGACGAAGCUAUUUCAUCUACUUGUAAAGAGAAAUCUGGUGAUAACAGAGCUCAAAUAAAUUGUUCAGCUGCAGAUUUGUCACAAAAUGCCGAAGCUGUAUGCCCACGGUUGGAAACGGCUGAGGAUACUCCUGAAACCUUGUUACCAUAUAAAAAGGAGACUCAGGACCAAUCACUCGAGCAGAGGGAAUUUGGAAGUCACUGGGCUAAAAGUAGCGGUUCAGACUCUCAACCGAUGAAGGUUGACCACUUGGGUGAGACAAUCCUGGAGAAUGGUAAAAUGUUAGUUUCGAAAGAGACUGUUGCAACUGUAAAGAUUGAAAAGGAGGUAGGUGAAAAAUUACCGGAGCUAUCUUCAGAUGAUAAGAAGAUUGGUGUGGAGCAAGUGAUGGUUACUGGUAUGUCAUCUCAAAAGUCAUCUCCAGUUACAGAAAAAUCUGAGUCUCCAGAUUUUAAAAAGGAGGAUGUGGCUCCACCCUCUGCUUCAGGUAAUUCUUUGCCAGCAUCCAGGGAUGAACAAGCAAGUGAGAUGAAGUUGGCUGCCGCUGAACUUGAUGAAAAAAGGAAGGAUCGAGACUCAGCAGUUUCAGCUGAAGCUAAUGGAUGCGAUGAAGAUAAUUCUGGCAGGAAAGAGGUUCUUCGACAAUGCUCUAUGUCUUCAAAUCGCCCAGAGUUGUCUAAAGUUCCUGGGAAAGAAAAUGAAGCAUCCAAAACCUCAGAGUGUAACCCAGAUGGGAAUGAUUCUCAUGUUGCAGGAGAGCAUGCCUGCAGUAUUAAUCCAUCUGUAACUGUUUCUGGGUCUGAUGCAGCCGUAAGAUUGGACUUUGAUUUAAAUGAGGGUUUCCCUGUUGAUGAUGUGAGCCAAGGGGACAUUGUUAGACAGGAAGAACAUGUCGCAUCAUCUGUGGUUCGAAAUCCUUCUGCAUUGCCUUUCCCCAUUUCGUCCAUCUCUGGGGGAUUCCAUGCAACAAUUACUGUGGCAUCUGCUGCCAAGAGACCAUUAAUUCCGCCGGAAAACCCAUUGCGCAGUAAGGGUGAACUUGGAUGGAAAGGCUCUGCUGCUACAAGUGCCUUCCGGCCAGCUGAGCCUAGGAAAAACGCAGAGACAUCAUCAACUAGUGAUAUUCCUUCUGUUGAUUCCACUGCUUUGAAACAAUGCCGUGCUCCUUUAGAUUUUGAUUUGAAUGUUGCUGAUGAAAGAAGUUUUGAGGAUGUAGCCUCCCAUGGUUCUUUAGAAUCUGCUCCACCUGAUCGCACCACUAUGGGACUUGAUCUUGAUUUGAACAGAGUUGAUGAGACUCCUGAUGCUGUUUCUUUCUCUCUGAGUAAACUGGAUGUUCCUGCUUUGCCAAGUAAGUCUUCACUGUCUGGUGGGUUAUCCAAUGGCGGAAGUGUGUCAAGAGACUUUGAUUUGAAUAAUGGACCAGGCCUUGAUGAAGUUGGCACAGAGGUCCCAGCUCGAAGUCAGCAGAUGAAAAAUAGUGCACCAUUUCCAUCUGCUAUCCAUGGUACGAGAGCCAACACUGCUGAAUUGGGGAAUUAUUCGUCAUGGUUUCCUCCAGGCAAUUCAUAUUCAGCAAUUACUGUCCCUGCGCAUCUUUCUGGUAGAGGUGAACAGAGUUAUGUUGCAGCUGCUGCGGCACAGCGGCUCAUGGCUACUUCUGGUAGCAGUUCCUUUGGUCCUGAGCUGUACAGGGGGCCUGUGCUUUCAUCCUCUCCUGCUGUUGCUUACCCACCUACUGCACCCUUUCCGUAUCCAGGGGGAUUUCCAUUCGAGACCAGUUUUCCAUUAUCUUCAAACUCCUUUUCUGUUGGUUCAGCAGCAUUUAUGGAUUCAUCAACUGUUAGUGGACUCUGCUUUCCUACCAUACCGUCACAGCCAGUUGGACCUGGCGGUGUUGUCUCCUCAGCUUAUGCUCGUCCCUAUGUCAUGAGUCUUCCAGGUGGUACAAGUAAUGUGAUUCCUGACAACCGCAAAUGGGGAAGUCAAAGUCUCGAUCUUAAUUCAGGCCCUGGUGGCACGGAUACAGACCGAAGAGAGGAUAGAUUGCCUUCUGGGUUGAGGCAAGUGCCCGCUCCCAAUCCCAAUUCACAAUCCUUGAUGGAGGAACAUAUGAAGAUGUUUCAGGUGGCAGGUGUGUUGAAGAGGAAAGAACCUGAUGGUGGUUGGGAUGGAGCUGAUAGAUUUAGCUACAAACAGCCCUCAUGGCAGUAGGAUAAUGGAAUAUUUAAGUUGAGGUUUUUUGUGGAAGAUGUCGGGAAUAUUUGGGAUAAAUUUAGCAUGCCGUGUGUCCACUGAUGCUUCACUUGCUGCUGGCAUAGCAGGGCCUCUGAUGGCUGAUGCAGUUUGUUUUGUAUGAAUCUGCUUCCAACAGAUUGCCCCUUCCUUGCAGAUAAGUUUUUUUCUGUGUAGAUAUCUAACUGAAAACAGGUGUGAUAAUGCCCCGCCUAGUGUCUCAGAAAACGAAAAAAAGAAAGAAAAAAGGAAAAAAAGGAAAAAAAAAUUGGCAUAAAUGUUUUGACUGUGACCGUUCCUUGCAACAGCCCAAUCCAUUCUCAACCAUUUGAAAGGAGAGGAUUGGAUGAAUCACUGGCCAGGCUUGAAGCCAGUUCUGUCUUUCUUAAAAUUAUUUUUUCUUUCCUCCUUACCUUCUCUUCCAACUUUUGUUACAUAUAUAGAAUGCUGUAGUCUCUUGACUUUUUGAAUUUUCUCACUUAUCACAUUCUGGUUAUUGAUGAUAUAUGCACAGGUUAGCCGUCAUGGUCAA